AUGAAACUAACAACUUUUUUCAUUUUUUCUAUUUUUGUCUCUUUCCGCUCUACGAAUGCCUUGGAACUGGAGUUAAUGAGACGUUUUGUAGCCGAAUUUGCUACAGAACUACAAAAAGAGCUAAAGGAAAUCCCUGAAUUUAUAUCUGCUCCUGAUGAAGAAGGAAGUGGACAGUUCAAUGAAGUUGCUCUUAACUUUGAUAACAACGAAAUAGCUGACACAAGCGAUUUGGAAGCCAUAAUUUCUUCGUCGGAAGCUCCAACAACAACAACCUCCGAGACAACCACAACCUCCGCAACUACCACAACCUCCGCAACUACCACAACCUCAGCCACCACCACAAUUACUACAACAAGGAAGAAGUUAGUUCCCGUUUGUGUUGCAGGGACCGAAUGUGUAGAUGACAGAGAAUGCGGGUCUUUAUUCCAUCGAACCAAUCGGUGCUUGGGUUCAGCACUAGGUCGCUGUAACUGUAAUGCUUGUGUAGGAGAAAUUGCCUGUGAGUCAGACGCUGACUGUGGGGGUCUGAGAACUGCUUGUCGAGAAGGUUCCUGUCGUUGUUCUCAGGCUCUGAACGAACAUGGCUUCUUCUACAUGAUUGAUGCGAUACUCAACUUCUGUAACCAAAAGAGAUGUCAAGUGGGGGGAAAUGACUGUCACGGACUACCAUGUAAUGUUGGUCGAUGUAAAUGUCACUAG
This is a messenger RNA of Auanema sp. JU1783, 699 nucleotides long. The record is from the annotation of a GenBank genome assembly. Lineage: Eukaryota; Metazoa; Nematoda; Chromadorea; Rhabditida; Rhabditidae.